UUGUAUCUGACCCGGAAGUAAUGCUAGCAAAUCAAUGUGUGGCUUACUUUCGGCUUUCUUUAACUGUCUAUGGUGGCUUGCAGUAGAAAGUUCUUCUUGUCCUAUAUUAACCUCUGUGCCUUUGUACAAAGUCAACAGUUGCUCUGUUGUUGUUGUUAGCUUAGCUAACGUCAGCCCCAAGGUCUCACUGCAUGCCCUCUACAUGCUGUGACUUGCUAACAGGAAUCUGAGGCUGUGGAGUCAUGGUGGGCUAUGACCCUGGGGCUGUGUGUGCAGCCUUCUCACCAGAGGAGGCGGCCCUGGCUGGGUCAGCUGCUGGGAUGGUCACCAGGGCCCUCAUCAGCCCCUUUGACGUGCUCAAAAUCAGAUUUCAGCUGCAGAUUGAGCGUCUGUCUUCACGUAGGCCCGAGGGGAAGUACCAGGGAUUAUUUCAGGCAUCCCGGUGCAUUUAUUCAGAGGAGGGACUCUCUGCUUUCUGGAAGGGCCACGUCCCUGCACAGCUACUCUCCAUCUGCUUCGGGGCUGUCCAGUUUGCCAGUUUUGAGUUAAUGACGGAGGUGGUCCACAAGUCGACGCUGUAUGACAGCCAGACAGCAGGAAUUCACUUUGUGUGUGGUGGUCUGGCGGCAUGCUCUGCUACAGUGGUCUGCCAGCCUCUGGACACACUGCGGACACGCUUUGCAGCUCAGGGAGAAACCAAGGUUUACAGGAACCUGCGUCAUGCUGUGUCUACAAUGUGCCGCUCAGAGGGAGUGCUAACAUUUUACCGUGGCCUGUCUCCAACACUGAUGGCAGUUUUUCCUUAUGCUGGGCUGCAGUUCUUCUUCUACAAUGUCUUUAAGAAACUGUUGGCUCCACCAGCUACAGCUGGAAACUCAGGAGGGGACCUAAGAAGCCUGGUCUCUGGCAGUGGAGCUGGAAUAAUCAGCAAAACAAUGACAUACCCCUUUGACCUCUUCAAGAAGAGACUGCAGGUGGGGGGCUUUGAGGCAGCCAGAGUUCACUUUGGACAGGUGCGGAGUUAUAGAGGCCUGGUGGACUGCAUGGUUCAAAUAGCCAAAGAUGAGGGCGUCCGAGGCUUCUUCAAAGGCCUCUCACCCAGCCUUGUGAAGGCUGCACUAUCAACAGGCUUCACCUUUUUUUGGUAUGAGUUUUUCCUCAAUUCCAUGCAUAACCUAAAGGAAAGGCAGAGAACAAAUGGCUUCACCAGAGACCUCGGGGAAAGAUAGUGAAGGGAAAAAAGUAACAAUGGCACAAUCACGCACAUCAGAAAUAGACCCAUGCCUCCUCCUUUGCUUGCACUUAACACAUUUAUCACCUGGGUCGAAGUUCUGUGUUUUUCUCUGUGUUUUUGUGUUUAUGUAUAAGGAUAACAUAACCUCAUUGUAUUUGUUAAUGUGCUGUCAUUACGGCUUGUGGUGUCCAAAAUUGCAUUUUUGUUUUUUAUGUAUUUUAUAUUUUAGAGGUUUCUAAGGGUAUAUAUAGAAAAUAAAUGUCAUAACAUUGAUCAAACUCAACUUUGCACAUUUUAAGCUUUUAUUCAUAACUUUGCCAUUGUUGACUCUCAUUUUGUUAACAUUUAGUUAAUAAAUUGGAAGAGGAGUAUUCAGCAAAAUUUGCUUUGAUUGUGUGGUCGUAUGGGUUUUGACAAACAUUAACUUGUUUUAUAUUUAUUUUAUUAUGUAUCUGUGGUGGGCAAAACAGAAUCCUGUUGACUAUAGGGUGAAUGCACUGUGAAUUAAGGGGUUAGAGUUACAGUAGAUUGUCCUGCUAAGUUAAACUCUUGAGUGGCUGUGGUUGUGACUCCAUGUCUGUCCAACAC
Messenger RNA from Perca flavescens (yellow perch), 1822 nucleotides. It is a transcript of the gene slc25a19, whose product is annotated as solute carrier family 25 member 19. NCBI's taxonomy places the organism in Eukaryota, Metazoa, Chordata, Actinopteri, Perciformes, Percidae. Gene Ontology annotation, biological process: transmembrane transport. The transcript has 8 exons. The coding region runs from base 243 to 1229 and encodes 328 amino acids. The record is from RefSeq and is a predicted model, not a curated record.